Caenorhabditis remanei is the source of this 2490-nucleotide messenger RNA. RefSeq lists its product as uncharacterized. The record is from RefSeq and is a predicted model, not a curated record. NCBI's taxonomy places the organism in Eukaryota, Metazoa, Nematoda, Chromadorea, Rhabditida, Rhabditidae. Gene Ontology annotation, molecular function: lipid binding. Bases 1 to 2490 code for a protein of 829 amino acids. The transcript is spliced from 14 exons.
AUGGGAGAAAAUGUCGUAUGGUAUCUGAAAGCUGAAAACUCACAAUCGAAACUGCUAUGGAUGAGAUCAGUAGUGAGAGAAACGGUUCAAAAUGAUUCCGAUUAUAGUUCAACAAGCACCAAGAGUCAUUCACGAAAUCCAUCAGUGUCAUCAGCUCUUGCCUCGAUUAAUCAGAAAGCUGACGAUAAUGAAUCAACAAAGUUAUUUUCCACAAAACUAUCCGAACUCGAAGCGUACCGAACUAUGUGUAAAGAUCAAAUGACGUCAAUUGAACGUCUUCUGGAACAAGGAGGAGCUAGUUGUAUUGUUCCUCAGGCAACGAUAUUAUCAGUGAAAGCAACUCAUCUGGCUCUAAUUGUAAACAUCAAUCAUAUUGUGGAUCUUGUUAAAACAUCGAAAAUUGUGAUUCCAGAAACAACCUCAUCAAAGUCGGUAACUCCUCCAUCUUCUUCAACACCUCCACCACAACGAGAACCUCUUUGUGCUACUAGAAGUGUAUCUUCUUCAGGUCUCCGUCGUGAAUCAACGGUCGAUCAGGAAUAUAUGUCAGAUGAUAAUUCGACAAUGACGGCGUCAACAAUACUUGCUAGGCCCGAUAUUGAUGUGACGAGUGAUUGUGACGAAUUUUUCGACGCUGAUGAAUUUGAUGUAGAUUCCAAAAAUGAUGAUGCUUCAGAGAAGAAAACCGAAGAAACUGUCGACACCACUUUUGAAGAUAAAGAAAAUGGGAAUACUGUAGUUGAAGACCGGAUACCCAAGAAGCCAAGCUUCCGAAUCGAAGGAAACCCGCCAACUGGGCACUAUGACGACUUGCUGGUGAGCCAAGAGCACACUCUUUUCUCUACAAUCGAUAAGCUUGCAGUUGAGCAGUUGAAAUAUGCUCUCGCUGGUGUAGAAGAUAAUGUAUGGAGUUUAUUCGCUGAAGAUGGUAAAAUGAGAAUGUACACUCGACAGAUUGAAGAUGAGGGAGGUCUUCCUGUAGACCCACUCAAAGCCACACAUUCAGUGGAUGGUGUCACCGCUCUUGAAUUUAUGCACUAUUUCUACGAUGCUCGGUACAAAAUGCUGUGGGACCAUACAUUAGAAGCAAUGAGUGUUGUAGAACACAUCUCUCCAGAUUCAGUAGUUCUUCAUCAAAAACAUAAAACAGUGUGGCCAGCAGCACCAAGAGAAUCUCUAUUCGUAUCCCAUAUUAGAAGAGUCGAUGAACAUAAAAGAGACGGAGCUCACGACUUGUACAUUGUCUGUAAUACAGAUGUAAAAAGAGAGGAUGUUCCGCUUAGCAGCUCCUCAGCGGUUCGAGUUGGAUUGACGGUCUCAAUGAUUUGCGAGACAAUAGUGAAAGAUCCUCAUGUCGAUAGAAAGUUAUCAAGAGAUGAUAUCAAAUGUAAUAUUAUAUAUGUGUCUCAAGUUCAUCCUGGAGGAUGGGUUCCAGUUGCUGCACUUCGACACGUCUAUAAAAAAGAAUAUCCAAAGUUUUUGAGAACUUUCACUGAGUUCGUCAAGAAAAAUGUGAAUGGAAAACCGAUCAGCAGGAAAGAAAACAUUGGAAUUGUGAUCGUGUUGAACAAAGUUGAAGAUGAAAAAGAAUAUCAGAUGGCGUUAGAUACCGUAAGAUGCUAUGGUCGUUAUUUCAAGUACGAUGUCCAUGUAAUUCAUGUAGAAAAGGAAGAUGUCAUUGAAAAAAAAUGUCAGCAGAAAGAUUUCAUGUUUCGUCGUCAUUGUAUUCUUUCUUUGAAAAUGCUGUCCAUUUCGAACACUUGGCUACUAUUCCUGGAUGGUGACAUGGGCGUGAUUAACCCAAAUCAUUUGAUAGAAGAUUACUUAUCAGUGGAUAGAAAUACUCAAAUCGUGUUGUACAAUCGCAUUAUGAAUCACGAAGUUAUGGCAGGUUCCUAUUUGGUUCGCAAUUCUCAUUGGUCACGGCGUUUUCUCAUGUUCUGGGCAAAUUUCGAGAAGAAACUUCCACGGUCCUUCCAUGGAUCUGAUAACGGAGCAAUUCAUAGUGUGAUCCUGAAUCAAGCAUUGCCGUCGAUCAAACCGAAGUUGGAUAUCUGUGAGAAUGAAUUUUGGAUCAAGUCGACGGACUACGAAAGCUUAUCAACUUAUGAAGUUUGUGCACAAGAACUGAUAAAAAAUGUUUCAAUUCCAGAAAUUAAAAUUCUUCCAAAGGGACGAUUUGCAUGGGCUCGAGAUGGAUGGCUGACGGAUUCAAUUUGGUCCGAUACCGAUUUCAUAUUUCAUGGAUGGCAAAUCAAAAGAAAAGACAAGUUGAUCUUCGGCAGAUGGCACUCACCCCUAGUCUAUGUGGACCCUUGGAAUUUGACAACGUGCUCGGAUAAAGAAGCAUGGAAAAAUUGGAAAUACCGAGAUACGUCCAUGGCGAGUAUUGUGGAUGUCGAUAGAAAAAUAUUCGGAAAAAUUCAAGAAGAAAGAAAAAAUUAUGAAGAGCACUUGCAAAUCAUUUCAGACCAUUUGCAGUUCGAAUAG